This is a messenger RNA of Drosophila innubila, 1338 nucleotides long. RefSeq names its product synapsin-like. The transcript is spliced from 2 exons. The coding region runs from base 1 to 693 and encodes 230 amino acids. Lineage: Eukaryota; Metazoa; Arthropoda; Insecta; Diptera; Drosophilidae. The record is from RefSeq and is a predicted model, not a curated record.
AUGGAGACGAUCACACGCAUGGACACCAAUACCACAAACACAGCGGCCACAGACACGGGCGCGGGUGAGGCAAGUGGCAUAACGGCCAUAACAACGGUGGGUGCCACUGGCGGUGGCAUUGGUGGCAUCACCAGCUCGACAUCCAACAACGAUUGGCGCUCGGCGAUUGGCAUGCGAUCGGCGAGUGUUUAUAGUGCACCAGCUGCUGUGACCACAGCAGCACUGCCGGGUGACACCUCGGGCUAUGAUUCGAAUUCGUUGGCCUCGCAUGUCGGCUUCAACAAUCCCAGUGAUCUGCCCUCGUACACGCGUCCCUCUUACUCCCGUUCCGAGAGCAAUGCCUCGAAAAAGUCCGAUCUGGACAUUAUAUUCGGUGAUACCAAGGCAACGACAUCGACGACGACUCCAGGCCAUGCUAAAUAUACCCGGGCCGGCGGCUCAAUCUCGGAUGCGGACAUGAUCUUUGGCGGUCCACCCUCCAAUUACAAGAGUGAUCGCUUUGGUGCCGCCAAAAGCAUGAGCAUGAGUUCCAGUGGCGUUGCUGCAGGCUCCAGCCCUUAUAAGAUAUAUGAGGGUAUUCAGAAUGCGGCUUUCAGCGACUACAGCGAUUCGGGCAGCAUUGGCAGCAUUAGCUCGACUGGCAAGCGAUGGAGCAGCAAGCCUGAGGAGGAUGAUGAAUUGGAUUUAAAAUAAAUUCAAAACUAACACAAACACAAACACAAACACAUACAAACAUACACAUACACGCAUAUAAAAAGCAAAGAAAAGAAAACCUACAUAGCAUAAAUCAUACUACAUUCUAACUAUGGAAAAUCUGUCUUUAUUCUGCCUCCGAAGUUUCCUGGUUUCAUGAGAAUGAACAAAAGCAUGCACACAUACAUACACACACACACACAUACAUACACAUACGUACACACAUUUAUUCAUACACUGAACUGCAUCUGCAUUUGCAUCAGCAUCUUCAUUAAGUUACUAUCAUUUUCACUAACACAAUGCAGAUAAGUUAAAUAUGCUACAAUAUUUAUAUAAACUAUUUCCUGUUAAUCAAUAUUAAAUAUAUGUACGCAGUUAAAUAUCAUUUGCUAUAUAAAAAGGAAAAUCAAAUAUGAUAACUACUAUAAAGAAGAAAACGCUCUACACUAAACAAUGUAUAAUUAUAACCACCAAUGCAACAACAAUAAUAAUGCAAGUAAAUCCCAUUAUAAUGUGGAACUUCGAUGAUGACUUGACUGGUUUUGCAGCAUAUGAUAACGAGAGGAUAUUAGGGAUACUCGAAAAACGUUUUGAAACAUUUUCUAUUUGAAGCCAGAAAUAUUUAUAGUUAUUAUUGAGACAAAA